AUGGCAUACAGUCUAUCACACUCCUAUUUUGGAGACGCCUUCGUCUCAGAUUUCAACUGGUUCAAUGGAAAUGACCCCUCCCACGGUUUUGUCCGAUACCAAAGCGAACCCGACGCUCUGGGUCAGGGCCUCUACUCGGUCAACCCCAUCUCACAAGCCGUCAUUCUUGGCGUCGACCACACCAACACAUUCGCCGUCGAUGAGGGCCGCCCCAGUGUGCGCCUAGAGAGCAAGCAGGCGUACAACCAUGGCCUGUUCAUCGGUGACUUUGCCCACAUGCCGCCUUCCGUCUGCGGUCUGUGGCCGGCGUUCUGGAUGUACGGGCCCGACUGGCCCAACAGCGGCGAGAUUGACAUCAUCGAGGGCGCCAACCUGGCCACGAGGAACCUCAUGUCGGGACACACCUCCACAGGCUGCACGUUGCCCCCGGCUGCUGGCCAGGUGCUGGGCCAGCCCACGACCACCGACUGUCUCUCGCCCGGCACCAACAACAAUGCGGGGUGCGGCUACGCCGCCGACCCCCUGAACCAGGCCAGCUACGGCGACGCCUUCAAUGCCGUGGGCGGUGGCGUGUACGCCAUGGAGUGGACCGAGGACGACAUCAAGAUCUGGCACUGGUCGAGACAGAACAUCCCCGCCGACAUCAUCAACAAGCGACCCACGCCCGAGACCUGGGGCCUGCCCUCGGCGCUCUUCGGCGGCGACAGCUGCGACACGGACAAGCACUUCGCGAACAUGAGCAUCGUCCUCCAGACCAACUUCUGCGGCGACUACGCCGGCGCCGAGUGGCAGAACGGCCAGUGUGGCGAUCUCGCGCCGACCUGCGUCGACUACGUGUCCAGCAACCCGCAGGCCUAUGCCAACGCCUACUGGGAGGUCAACUACAUCGACGUCUUUGAGCUCGCCAGCCUCGGUGCCGGCGCCCCCUCGCUCUCCGUGGAGCCCACGACGACGACCACCGUGGCGACGACGUCGACCAUCUUCGUCACCGUCUUCCCCACCGGCCACAACGGCACCGCCGUCACGUCUGCCGUCGUCGCCACGCUUCCCGUGCCCUCCAGCAUUCCUGCCGGCGUCUUCCCCCCCGGCGUCCAGCCUUCCGCGUCCGCCCCGUCCCGGGCGCCCGCUGCCGGCCCGAAGAGCCCUGCGACCGACCCCAUCGUCCCGGCGCGCGACCCGGCCGCCAUCGGCCCCUUUGCCUUCCUCGGCUGCUUCGCCUCGACCAGCAGCUUCCCCACCUUCCAGCUGAAGCAGACGUCGGCCGCCAUGACGCCCAAGACCUGCGUCGCCCUCUGCGCCGGCAGUCGCUACGCCGCCGUCCACGACGACGCGUGCCUCUGCGCCACGUCGCUCGACGGCGAGACGCGCGCCAUCGCCAACCGCGCCGAGUGCAGCAUUCCCUGCCCCGGCGACGCCAGCUCGUUCUGUGCGGCACCCGGCCGACGCGCGGCGCCAAGCGCGCGCUCCCCUCCAACUUCCUCGUCAGCCUCUACGGCACCGUCGGCGGACCGAACGAGGUGCCGGCGCCGGCGCCGGCCAUGGGCGAGGGCGGCGUCCACCCCCACGCCAAUGCGAACGCGAAUGUGA
This is a messenger RNA of Verticillium alfalfae VaMs.102, 1587 nucleotides long. Its product is annotated as mixed-linked glucanase. The record is from RefSeq and is a predicted model, not a curated record. The transcript is spliced from 2 exons. Gene Ontology annotation, molecular function: hydrolase activity, hydrolyzing O-glycosyl compounds. Bases 1 to 1587 code for a protein of 528 amino acids. Lineage: Eukaryota; Fungi; Ascomycota; Sordariomycetes; Glomerellales; Plectosphaerellaceae. Gene Ontology annotation, biological process: glucan catabolic process.